CUUUUAGUUUGGAUGCUGAGCAACCCGAUUAUGACUUGGAUUCAGAAGAUGAGGUCUUUGUGAAUAAGUUGAAGAAAAGAAUGGACAUUUCUCCUUUGCAAUUUGAGGAGAUGAUAGACCGACUAGAGAAGGGCAGUGGUCAACAGCCGGUCAGCCUGCAAGAGGCCAAGCUGUUGCUGAAGGAAGAUGAUGAAUUGAUCAGAGAAGUGUAUGAGUACUGGAUUAAAAAGAGGAAAAACUGUCGAGGUCCCUCUCUUAUCCCAGCAGUGAAACAAGAGAAGCGAGAUGGUUCCAGCACAAACGAUCCCUAUGUUGCUUUUAGAAGACGAACAGAAAAGAUGCAGACACGAAAA
This is a messenger RNA of Tinamus guttatus (white-throated tinamou), 353 nucleotides long. Lineage: Eukaryota; Metazoa; Chordata; Aves; Tinamiformes; Tinamidae. The record is from RefSeq and is a predicted model, not a curated record.